This is a messenger RNA of Eruca vesicaria subsp. sativa (arugula), 1290 nucleotides long. The record is from the annotation of a GenBank genome assembly. NCBI's taxonomy places the organism in Eukaryota, Viridiplantae, Streptophyta, Magnoliopsida, Brassicales, Brassicaceae.
GUGGCAUUACAUUCUCGAUUCUCAUUCAGACAAAGAGAGAGAAGUGUGCCUUUACUGUCUGAAACUGAAGAGAAAACGCUCUAACCGAAUCACAUCAAUGUCGACGGAACGAGAAAUUGUCUGUGUCACUGGCGCCAGUGGCUGCAUCGGCUCGUGGCUCGUCCAUCUUCUCCUCCUCCGUGGCUACUCCGUUCACGCCACCGUGAAAAACCUCCAGGAUGAGAAAGAGACGCAACAUCUGGAAGCUCUCGAAGGUGCAUCCACGCGCCUCCAUCUAUUCGAGAUGGAUCUCUUACAGUACGACACCGUUUCCGCCGCCGUCAACGGCUGUACCGGCGUAUUCCACCUCGCAUCUCCCUGUAUCGUCGACGAAGUCCAAGAUCCACAGAAACAACUACUUGAUCCAGCGGUUAAGGGGACAUUAAAUGUACUAACGGCGGCAAAAGAAGCCGGCGUGAAGAGAGUUGUGGUGACAUCUUCCAUAUCAGCGAUAACCCCAAGCCCAAACUGGCCUAGUGAUAAGAUAAAGAACGAGGAAUGUUGGGCUGAUCAAGACUACUGCAAGCAAAAUGGAUUGUGGUAUCCACUUUCUAAGACGCUGGCUGAGAAGGCGGCUUGGGAGUUUGCAGAGGAGAAGGGAUUAGAUGUGGUUGUGGUGAAUCCAGGCACUGUUAUGGGUCCUGUCAUUCCUCCAUCGAUCAACGCUAGCAUGCUCAUGCUUCUACGCCUCCUUCAGGGGUGUACGGAGACGUACGAGAACUUCUUCAUGGGUUCGGUGCAUUUCAAGGAUGUGGCGUUAGCUCAUAUUCUUGUUUACGAGCACCCAUCUGCUAAAGGAAGACACUUGUGCGUUGAGGCCAUCUCUCACUACGGUGAUUUUGUUGCUAAAGUGGCUGAACUAUAUCCUAAUUACAAUGUCCCCAAGUUGCCCAGAGAGACUCAGCCAGGUUUACUCCGAGUCAAGAACGCAUCAAAGAAGCUGAUGGAAUUGGGGUUAGAGUUCAGUUCCAUGGAGGAUAUCAUCAAGGAAGGUGUGGAGAGUCUUAAAAGCAAAGGAUUUAUCUCCUAAACUCAUUUGCUUGAUUUAGCAGUGACCAAGGCAGCAGAAUCAUGUCAUGUUAUAUAAGACUUUCCAAUUUGAAUAAACAAGCUAGACCUUGCUGUAUUAUAUAAGAUCCAACUUCCAAGUACUAUUAAUUGACUGUGAAUACUGAAUGGAUUAGCUCUGAGAUUGUUAGCAUAAAAGGUAAGAUCUUCGUUUCUGCUUUAGGUAUAUUAUUGUGAUGUUGC